UAGCCUUUCUCUCUCGCUGCUGCUCCCUUCCGCCUCCAUCCUCCUCCAGCCGCGACAGCGCGCGCGGCGUUUCGUUCCAGCGCGAUACAUCGGGGGUGGUCGGCGAGGCGAGGCGGCGGUGGGGGAUGGCGAAGGCCGGCGGGGGCCUGAUCUGGGCGACGGCGGAGGACCUGGCGCGGAACCGGCCGGUGGUGCUGUCCAUGUACCGGCAGAUCCUGCGGGCGCUCAACUCGCCGGCGCUGCCGCUGGGCCACGCGGCGCGGCUGGCCAAGAAGGCCGAGUGCCGCGCCAUCUUCAUCUUCGGCGCCGAGGAGAGGUCGCUGCACAACAUCCAGGACCUCCUCGCCGCCGCGCGCCACACCCUCGGCCUCCUCAACCGCGGCCGCGUCCCCUAGAGAGCAAGGAACGAGCCUAGCCCUAACCUCCAUGUAGUAGUACGGCAUUAAUCUGGUGCCAUUUUGUUCAAUUGAAACAAUCCGCAGCCCAGUCGUUCCUCUAUGUAUGCACUGCAAAUCAUAAAUAUGUUGCGAAGCCGAUAAGAAACGAAAAUUGUCGCCAUGAAUCCAAAUUGUGCGUUUAAUUUUGCAAUCA
Triticum dicoccoides is the source of this 591-nucleotide messenger RNA. RefSeq lists its product as uncharacterized. The record is from RefSeq and is a predicted model, not a curated record. NCBI's taxonomy places the organism in Eukaryota, Viridiplantae, Streptophyta, Magnoliopsida, Poales, Poaceae. The transcript has 2 exons. The coding region runs from base 126 to 395 and encodes 89 amino acids.